AUGCGAUCCAGGAUGGGCGAGUUUGGAUUUUGUGGAACAACGUCCGAAUUCUGUGGCUCUAACCAGGUAUCCUCUCCUCAGUGCAGUGGUACCUCAUCAGACGCUCGAACGAUUGGCUACUAUGAGGGAUGGAACUUGGAGCAUCAGUGUGACGUGAUGAAGCCGUCCGAGAUUCCUCUCGGAUUUUAUACACAUAUUAAUUUUGCUUUUGCCUAUAUUGAUCCGGAAUCAUUUCAAAUGGCACCCAUGGCCUCUGAUGUUGCUGCACUUUACCAAGACGUCACAUCUCUCAAACAGCAACAGCCUGAUCUAGAGGUUUGGAUAUCGGUAGGUGGGUGGUCAUUCAAUGAUGCCGACCAACCUACAGCAACAACUUUCUCCGAUCUGGCAGCGUCCGAGUCGGCCCAGAACGAAUUUUUCGCUUCCCUCAUCACAUUUCUUCUAACCAAUGGGUUUGACGGAGUUGAUAUUGAUUGGGAGUAUCCCGCUGCAACCGACCGCAAUGGAAAGGCUGCUGACUACCAAAACUACCCAAGUUUCCUUCGGAAUCUGCGAAAGGCUCUGGAUGGGACAGGGAACAAAUUUGGUCUAUCCAUCACGAUUCCUUCGUCAUACUGGUACAUGCAAAAUUUUGAUAUUGUUACCGUCGAACCUAUCAUUGAUUGGUUUAACGUCAUGACUUACGACCUUCAUGGUACUUGGGAUGGCAAUGAUCCUUAUAUUGGCAAGGUUGCACUCGCCCACACCAAUCUUACUGAGAUUGAACAGAGCCUGGAGUUGUUAUGGAGAAAUAACAUCGAUCCCACGAGAGUUAACAUGGGCCUCGGGUUCUACGGCUUUACAAUGUCAGAUCCAAACUGCCUAUCGGCGGGAUGCCCGUUCUCUACUGGCGGCAAAGCAGGCCCGUGUACCGCAUCAUCGGGCAUUCUAUCUGACGCUGAAAUUCGUGAUAUCAUUGCCGACGGGGCCACCGUCACUUUAGACGCCGCAGCGGCCAUUAAAAUUGUGACCUGGGACACAGACCAAUGGGUUUCUUACGAUGACGCAGAAACAAUGAAAACGAAAAUUGACUUCGCUAAUCAGCAUUGCUUGGGAGGAACAAUGAUCUGGGCUAUCGACCAAGACAAUACUAAUGGCACUAGUAUCGACCUUUUGGGGACAGACUUGAGUCGAGCUAAAAGUGUUAUCUACCCUGCCGACGCCAACAAUACCCUUGGCGAGGACUACGGAUGGAGUUAG
This is a messenger RNA of Penicillium canariense, 1239 nucleotides long. RefSeq names its product chitinase. Gene Ontology annotation, biological process: carbohydrate metabolic process. The record is from RefSeq and is a predicted model, not a curated record. Gene Ontology annotation, molecular function: chitin binding; hydrolase activity, hydrolyzing O-glycosyl compounds. NCBI's taxonomy places the organism in Eukaryota, Fungi, Ascomycota, Eurotiomycetes, Eurotiales, Aspergillaceae. The coding region runs from base 1 to 1239 and encodes 412 amino acids. The transcript is spliced from 8 exons.